GGCUUGACAACACCAUUUGAAAAUAAAAGAAGUAUCAACCGAACUUAAAUGCUGUGAAAUGAGCACCAUGUUGGGAAUAAGAGUGUUUAUCCUCAUCAUUUUGUGUUUGAUUGGUGAACGGCGGAGUGUGUAUGCCACAUCUACGACCCUUGAUACGACAACAUCGGCCUCGCAGACUGGUUCUACCGGGCAAAUACUGACAACAGAAAUCAUGACCAGUGUCUCGGUCACAACGGCUGACCCUAUUCUGAAAUGCCCAGAGCCAAAACCCAUCACUGGAGGCGCUAUCAUAUCGAACGGACCUUACUACGCAAACCUAACGAAAGUGGUGUUCGAUUGUUUUUCUGGUUUUUCGAUGAGCGGACCCAGCAGUGUUUUGUGCUCUCCAGGGGGAACUUGGGACCUCAACUCAACACAAUGUGUGCCGAUAAAUAACCAGCCUCACGUGGACACUGAUGUUAACAUCCAGAACGAAAGUCAAGUGUUGCCCUUCUGGUUGAUGAUAGUGCUGUGUGUAACCUUCGGUCUCCUGUGUCUGCUACUGUUAGCCUGUGUGGUGGCGCUGUGCAUGAAGAUGUGUGGAUGUUGGCAACUGCGUUGCUGCAAGACAAGAGUCCUGCAUUCUAGCAGGUCAUGGCAACAAACACCUGACGAAAUCAUCGUUGAACAAUCCAAGGUGACCCCUCAUACGAACGGCACGAAGCGUAAAAUUUCUGCUGCGAAGCCGGAUCACAUUUGGAUGCCACACAGUCACGAAGUGCGUAAUAUAAACACGAGCACAAAAUAAUGUCAAAAAAUGCCUACAUGGCCAAACGACGCUACAAAAACUUAAAAACAUCGGCAACAAUUCACGAACCCAAUGCUAAUAAUUUAAUUGACAAACAAUGACGUCGAAAAAUUCUCCAUGAAGUUAUAGAUUUUAUAUCGCAAAUAGAUGCGGUUUGUAAUAAAAAGUUAUCAAUUCUUCUG
Dreissena polymorpha is the source of this 969-nucleotide messenger RNA. RefSeq lists its product as uncharacterized. The record is from RefSeq and is a predicted model, not a curated record. Lineage: Eukaryota; Metazoa; Mollusca; Bivalvia; Myida; Dreissenidae. Bases 59 to 787 code for a protein of 242 amino acids. The transcript has 4 exons.